This is a messenger RNA of Sabethes cyaneus, 2563 nucleotides long. RefSeq names its product heterogeneous nuclear ribonucleoprotein M (gene rump). Gene Ontology annotation, molecular function: mRNA binding. Gene Ontology annotation, cellular component: nucleus; cytoplasm. The coding region runs from base 211 to 1899 and encodes 562 amino acids. The record is from RefSeq and is a predicted model, not a curated record. The transcript has 6 exons. NCBI's taxonomy places the organism in Eukaryota, Metazoa, Arthropoda, Insecta, Diptera, Culicidae.
AGUUGCUACAGUGUGUUGGUUCCGUCGACGUGCCGGUAAAAAGUUAGAUUCUACGCUUUUCAGCUCUAUUUUUAAGGAUAAAACUGGUUGAAUUUUGCGGCUGAAGUACUCAGCAGUGCGUCGUUUGGCUCAACAGUCUUCGUUUCCUUAGCAGCGGGUCUAGUUGGUAUAUCAGUUCGAUCGAAAUCAGUGUUUCUAUUUUAAAUCACCAUGGAUAACGAUAACAAUGAUCAGCAGAACAAUCGCGACCGCUCCCGUCGUAGCGAUCGUGGACGUAACAACUCCCGCUAUAGUAACGAUCGUGACCGCAGCCGCGACCGCGACCGGGAUCGUAGUGAUUGUCGGCGAAUCUACGUUUCCAACGUACCGUACGAGUACCGUUGGCAGGAUCUGAAGGAUCUAUUCCGUAAGGAGGUCGGAGAUGUGUCUUUUGUUGAGCUUUUCCACGAUGAGUCGAACAAACCGCGUGGCUGCGGAAUUGUUGAGUUCGAAAAAGCGGAACACGUCCAACUGGCGUUGGAUAAGAUGAAUCGCUUCGACAUCAACGGGCGCCAGCUGGUUAUCAAGGAGGACUACGGUAACGAGCGGGACAAAUACGGUCGCGUCGUACCCAAGUCAUUCCGUGGCAAUGAACGCGAUGGUGGCAACGACAAUCGUCGGCGCGAUCGAGAUGACGACCGAAUCUCGGGACGUGACGAUGGCGUUGGCUUCAAUCCGGACUUCAAUACCUACGGUCUCAGCAUCAAGUUUUUGGAAGGUCUCGGUAUUCAGGGGCCUCUGCAUACCCGUAUUUUCAUCGCGAAUCUUGAUUACAAGGUCGAUGCUAAAAAGCUGAAGCAAGUUUUCAAGCUUGCCGGUAAGGUCCAGAAUGUGGACCUCUCCGUCGACAAGGACGGCAACAGUCGAGGUUUCGCAGUCAUUGAGUACGAUCAUCCGGUGGAAGCCGUUCAAGCUAUUUCGAUGUUCGAUCAUCAAAUGUUGUUCGACCGUCGCAUGACCGUCCGCCUCGAUCGCGUGCUGGAGAAGGGCGAAUUGAACCGUCUGCCGGAAGGUUUGAAGGGUGUCGGCAUCGGUCUGGGACCGAACGGUGAACCUCUGAAGGACGUUGCCCGCAAUCUCCCAUCGCUGCAGCAAAAUAAUCAACUUCAGAACAAUCCCAUCCAGAAUGCGGCUCCUACUCCGGUUCAACCUCCACUCGCUGGCAAUUUGCUUGGGGCAGCCGGUAGUAAUCUUUCUGGGCUGAAUUCGAAUCUUGCUGCUCAGUUGAGCAGCGUGGUUGGUCUGUCCAAUUUGACCGGUAAUUUGCAAAAUUCUAUCUUGAGCAAUGCGGCAGCAGCCGGUCUGUCAAACUUAACUGGCUUGGGUAACUUGGGAGCUGCUGCUGGCGCCGGUGGGCUUGGCGGUGGUGGUCUUGCGGGACUCGGUGGAUCUGGGGCAUCUGCGCUGGCCGGUUUAGGUUCGCUCGGCGGCGGUGGUGGCGGAGGCGGUGGCAACGACAGUGGUCUGGGCGGUGGCAAUUUCAACCAAAAUUAUUCGUCUGGAGCAUUCGGCGGUAGCGGUGGAGGUAACCGCGGAGGAAAUGACUAUGAUCUCGGAUCUUCCAACGUCCGUAACUACAGCACUGCACCGAAUGAUGAUUAUGGUCGCAAUUACGGAAAUAUCAAUAAUGGCAACCGGAAAGUCUCCGACACGAUUAUCAUUCGUAACAUGCCAUCCUCGUGGACUUGGCAGACAUUGAGAGAUAAGUUCCGCGAUGUUGGGGAAGUUAAGUUCGCUGAAAUUCGUGGUCAGGAUACGGGAGUUGUUCGCUUUGCCAAAGAGCGAGAUGCCGAAGUUGCCAUAAAACUUAUGGAUGGUUCGCGUUUCGAUGGUCGCACCGUUGAUGUCACUUUCUUCUAAGUAUAAUCGAGUAUUUCAGCACUUUUGUCCUGAGAACCCUUCCGUAAUGUUAAAAUGCUUUGCCAGCAACACAGCAUUUUGCGCGUGAAUUGUAUCGUGUGGGUGUGGUUGCGAUUGUGGACCUUUGAGUACGAAGUUUUUCAGUUAGUUUCUGGUUUUAUUUGACAAUCGCGGUAUUGCAGCAUAUUUUGGAGGAUACUCUGAGCGUGAGGACAUUUUAUUCUCCGCUAAGUCUUAAGUUUUAGUUGGGUCAGCUUUUUUCCGGCGUUGAUUUUCCGACGUAGCAACACUCAAAAUAGUUUCGGUUGACAACUUCGUAUUGGCUGGAUUUUUUUUAAAGGGAUACGCUUAUAUUACUUUAUAGGACGAAAUUGAAUGAUCGAAGUUCUUGGUUCGGUUUCCACACACAUUCAUACAUAAACACUUAGCAUAAGUGACACUACUUAAUAUUAGCGCGUAGACGUUGCUUUUCUCGUAUAUCACUAGAAAGCUGUAUUGACGAAAGUAAAGGAAACUACAUUUUUCUUUGUUCCAUACAUUAAUGCUGUUAGCUGCGUCACAUCGUUGACGCUAACUGUAUCCACUUCGAAUCGAGUUGAAUACAAAUGGUAACUAUACAAAAGUAAGCUAAACACCAUCAGUGGUGUGCAUGACUAAUAAACAA